AUGGACGAGUUGGUUCAAGAUGGACAGAAGGGUGGUCAUUCCGCCGCAAAAGCGCUUAUCGAGGCUGCUCGAGAUCAUGUUCGACGGGUGAACUCGAAUAGUAACCCCAACAUCCAUCUCAAGAUUCGGGUGUACGCAAUUAGGGCUGGUCUGGCGAAAACGUAUGCCGAUACAGGCAUUGUGAGCUCAACGGAUAUCCUGAGCGAUUUUAUACAAGCUCAUUUUGAGCAUAAUCUCCGGGAUAUCCAUUGUCAACAUAUCAUUUUCUGUGGAUCUGCAGAUAACGGUUAUGCCCGUGUAUUGGGACCCCAUCGUGGAUCGAGUCGUAUUUCACUUGUAGAGGGACCCCCAUUCCCUCGUGAGUUGAGAGACUUGGCAUCUGAAUUCGAGACAACCUCAUUCCCUAGCAAGAGUGUCAUUCGGCAGUACAAGAGUCGGACAAGCCAUCACACCAUCAUGCCGCAUGCAAACUACGCCUCUAUAGCGAGAACAUCACCUCUAGUAUCAGAGGGCAGUUCCCCACUGACAAAACCGCCCACCCAGAAAUUGAUUUCUCGCAGUUCUCUGUUAGUCGUGCACAGAAAUGUGAAUGGUGAACGGGUUGACAGUCCGUUGAAAUACUCCACGAGGGCCAAACUUGAGGUUCUGAAGCAGCAUAAAUCUUGCAACCAAUUUCAUAUAUUGGGGUCCUGCUUUUACGGAGAGUCUUGUACUCAUAAGCAUGAACCACGGCUUGCUAAUCAAGAGGUAGUUGAUCUGAAGUGGAUUGCCCGAUUGUCUCCCUGUUCAAAGGGGUUGCAAUGUAAUGACGAGCGUUGUGUCAGUGGCCAUCGGUGUCCCCACGAGACGUUGAAGGGGUGCAAGUUUCCCCACGAAGUUGACACCAGAAUUGUCCUCUCUCUUUGA
Molecule: messenger RNA, 906 nt
Organism: Penicillium maclennaniae
Lineage: Eukaryota; Fungi; Ascomycota; Eurotiomycetes; Eurotiales; Aspergillaceae
Exons: 3
Coding region: 1-906 (301 amino acids)
Molecular function (GO): metal ion binding
Source: RefSeq, a predicted model, not a curated record